UAUCCGCAAGGGGUCAGUGUACAGUCGGCGAAUAUGAAGAAGUAUUCGUUGUAAAGAGGAGGAAGAGCGAUGGAGAGGAUAUUUGAUCAGAAACGUCAAAAUAUAAAUAUGUCGAGCGAAAGUUUAAGGAAAAGAUAUCCGUUGCAUUGGCUCGUUUGGUAUAACGAUUACAGUAAUUUAGAUACGGAACUGCAGAAAAAUGAACAUGACAUUGAACUUAAAGAUCCAAGAGGUAGAACUCCUUUAAUGUUGGCAGUGACAUUAGGCCAUUUAGAAUCCACCCGUGUCCUUCUGAGGCAUCAUGCAAAUGUAAAUACAGAAAAUAAAGAAGGUUUCACAGUUGUACAUGAAGCAGUAAGUACUAGUGAUCCUGAAUUAUUACAAGUUGUUUUAGAAACCAGAGAUCUACAAAGGUAUAGCAGCAGAGUUGGUGGCAUACCGGAACUACUCAAAAGGAUUCGUGAUACUCCUGACUUUUAUGUAGAAAUGAAAUGGGAAUUUACUAGUUGGGCUUACAAGCCAUGCAUUGCCAAUCAUCAUUAAUGUAUUGUUUUCUGCAAAACAACUUUGAACUUACUGAUAUAUAUGCAGGCUAUAAAUUUUGUAAAUUUCAUCAAUACUACUAAGGUUUUAAUAAUUGGAGAAGAACAUCGUUGUACACUGUGUGUGUGUGUGUAUUCGUACAUAUGAUAUUUUGAGAUUUACCCACCAAACAGCAAGAGCAUCUAUAAGUGAAAAUAAAAAGAAAAUGUUGAGCCGUGCCUGUAAAGUUAAGAUACAUUGCAUAUAAGCAGAAAGCUAAUGUUUUGGUGUGUAUGUUGACAGCAGUCGAUUUGACCUUCAAUCUUUUUGCAUUCUUUUUGCAGUCAUUUGUCAUUGUUACAUUAAGUGUGGUUCAAGUAGCACAUGUUUACAAUGGCUGUGCCAAUUCAAAAUUCCUCCAGAUAUGAAGUGAACUUCAUCAUAUGUUUUCUCAAUGCAAAAGGUGAGCAUCUGGUGGAUAUUCACAAUCAAAUUGUUUCUGUUUAUGGAAACAUUAUGAAUCGACCAAAUGUAAGAAAGUGGUGCCACGCAGGAGUGAUGUUCAUGACAAACAUGGGAGUGGUAGGCUAUCUGUGAUCUCUGAUGAAUUUUUUUCAAAGAAUUGAGGAAGCAAUUUGUGCAAAUUGGUUUCUUGCAAUGAGAAUUGCUUGAAGUCAUUCCAGAAUGUCUAAGUUCUUGCAAUGAGAAUUGCUUGAAGUCAUUUCAAGAAGCUGUGAUGCUACUUGAACAAUUCAAGUGGGAAGUUUUUGACCACUUGCUCUACAUCCCAGAUCCUGCUUCCAGUGACUGUUUCUUUAUCUGAAGAAACAUCUUACAGGACAACACUUCCAUGACAAUGAUGAGAUUAAAAUAAAGUUGGAAUGUGGUUCUGGCAGCAAGUGGUAGAAUUCUGCGACUCUGGGAUACAGAAGCUAGUACCCAGACUUAACAAUUUUUGGACAAUGGCAACAAUUACUUAGAAAAAUAACACACGUACCAGUAAAUAAGGUAUAGUGGACAUUUAGUCAAAUAAAAAUGUUUUGAAUGAAUACUAGCCAUUGUAUGUUUACUUUUUGGACAGGUCACAUAUAUGAAGUUUGACUAGAAAUUCUUUUUUUUGCAUAAUUAUAAAUAAAUAUUAAGUACAGUAAUACCUCAACUUAUGCAAACCCGGAGUUAAGCGAUUUUCAAAACUUGUUGAUUCGUCUUUUGUUUGAGUGCCAAGCAACUCUUGAUUACUCACUCCCCCCACACUGUUGUUCAGCUUAUGUGUUCGGACUUGUCGUGCGGAAUUGACACAUAGCUACAAUUUAUUUUGUGUUAUUUAUUUCUGUGUUUGUUAUAUCUACAGAGACUCGAGAGACUCUAUGUGGUGAUUUCUUGUAAC
This is a messenger RNA of Centruroides sculpturatus (bark scorpion), 1909 nucleotides long. Its product is annotated as ankyrin repeat domain-containing protein 13D-like. Gene Ontology annotation, molecular function: protein binding. The coding region runs from base 70 to 543 and encodes 157 amino acids. The transcript has 5 exons. The record is from RefSeq and is a predicted model, not a curated record. NCBI's taxonomy places the organism in Eukaryota, Metazoa, Arthropoda, Arachnida, Scorpiones, Buthidae. Gene Ontology annotation, cellular component: cytoplasm.